AUGAAGCCCUCCAGCAUUAGAACGCCAGUUCUCUUUCUCUCUCUCCUCGCCUUUCUUCUGUUGGCUAUGCAGCUUCAUCUCUCUCAUGCCGACGUCGGCACCGCCGCUUACUGCGGUCCUCCAUACACGCCGACAGCGUGUUACGGCAAUGACCCAGCGCAGUUCCCAUCGAGCAGCCUCUUUGCGGCGGCGGGCGAAAGCAUAUGGGACAAGGGAGCGUCGUGUGGGAGGCAGUACCUAGUGUGGUGCACCAGCGCCAUUGCCUCGGGAAUAUGCAUACACAACCAGACUGUGGAAGUCCGAAUCGUCGACUAUGCUCCAUCGUCUUCUUCACGUCCCUCAAGUGACGACACGACCAUCGUCCUCUCGACGACGGCCUUCGACGAAAUCGCAAAGUUUGCCGCGGCUGUCAAUGUCGAGUAUCAACAGUACGUUCAUUUCCUCACUUUAUCGGGUUUGAAGGAGACGUGCACAUUUAAGCUAGUCAACGAGUUGAUGAUUCAAGAUUUGGGAGAUUACUCGGCGUAG
This is a messenger RNA of Eucalyptus grandis, 528 nucleotides long. Its product is annotated as EG45-like domain containing protein. Bases 1 to 528 code for a protein of 175 amino acids. The record is from RefSeq and is a predicted model, not a curated record. NCBI's taxonomy places the organism in Eukaryota, Viridiplantae, Streptophyta, Magnoliopsida, Myrtales, Myrtaceae. The transcript is spliced from 4 exons.